GCGGCCCCGCUCCGGCCCGGACUGAAAUGGCUCCGCAGCAACAAGUGCCCCAGGAAAUUACGUGCGGCCCACGCCUCGGAUUCGGGGUCUCGUCAGGCCCCGGUCACAGGGUCCCAGUCGGCAGGAGGCCCCGAACGAGUGGAGCAGCUGCGAGGCCCUGGCGCCGAGGGCCGAGCACCGAGGGAUAUUAGUAACCGAGUCGCCCCCAACCUCCCCCUCCUCCUCCCUUCCUUCCUUCACCCUCCCCCGGCUCGGGCUUGGCCCGCCCUAGCGGCUCAGUGAGGAUGCGUGGAGACGGACCAAUGAGGGCAAAAAGGGAGGCCAAGUGAGAGGGGGGGAAAAAAAACAGAAGCACUGAAACCUGGAAGAAACUACUUCCAUUCAAGGAAACCGUGUUACUAAAACGAAAGUGACCUCAUGCAUCGGUUGUGACAACGUGACGCACUAGCAUGUUCCAUCAUCACUGUAGAAGAAAUCCGGAAUUGCAGCAGGAACUGCAGAUCCAAAAUGCUGUUGCAGCUGGUGAUGUUCAUACAGUGCGCAAGAUGCUGGAGGAAGGCUAUUCUCCGAAUGGUCGGGAUGCAAAUGGAUGGACACUACUUCAUUUUUCUGCUGCCAGAGGCAAAGAAAGAUGUGUAAGAGUAUUCUUAGAGCAUGGAGCUGAUACCACUGUUAAAGACUUAAUUGGCGGUUUCACUGCUUUGCAUUAUGCGGCUAUGCAUGGCCGAGCACGGAUUGCACGGUUGAUGUUAGAAUCGGAACACAGACCUGACAUUAUUAAUGCAAAAAGUAACGAUGGUUGGACUCCUCUCCAUGUGGCUGCUCAUUAUGGCAGAGAUUCAUUUGUCAAACUUCUACUGGAAUUCAAGGCUGAGGUUGACCCUCUCAGUGAUAAAGGCACCACACCACUUCAGCUCGCCAUUAUCCGAGAACGCUCAAGCUGCGUAAAAAUCCUUUUGGAUCACGAUGCCAACAUUGAUAUUCAAAAUGGUUUCCUACUACGUUAUGCAGUGAUCAAAAGCAACCACUCGUACUGUCGAAUGUUCCUUCAAAGAGGGGCAGACACGAACCUUGGCCGACUUGAGGAUGGUCAGACCCCACUGCACUUGUCUGCACUAAGGGAUGAUGUGCUUUGUGCACGGAUGUUGUACAAUUAUGGUGCAGACUGUAACACAAGGAACUAUGAGGGACAGACCCCUCUGGCUGUGUCUAUUAGUCUAUCUGGAGCCAGCAGACCCUGCCUGGAUUUCUUACAGGAAGUCACAAAAGACAGUAGUUCCUCGAAUCUUGCAUGGAGAAUAGAAAAAAAAUACGAAGGACAGCCUAGAAAUUUACAGGAUCUGUGCCGAAUUAAAAUCCGGCAGUGCCUAGGCCUGCAGAAUUUGAAAGGACUUGAUGAACUCCCUCUUGCAAAGGUCAUGAAAGACUAUUUGAAGCACAAGUUUGAUGAUAUCUGAAUGCUGAAUACUCGAGACUUGGGGGUUCGAAGUAGAUGCUGCCUUGCACCAAGUACAUCCUAUGCAAUUCCCGAUUUGAUAAGAUUUUAAGUCAAAAUACGGGUAUCACACCUCUCUGAAACAACUUAUUUGUCCCCCCUCUAGGAGAACUGCUCUGUGCUCUCAUCCAAAAAGGAAUAUUCCAAGCUGGCCUUUUGGUCAGUCUGUAUGUAUGACUUCUAAAAUUUGAAAACAAAAUCAUUCUGCCCCAAAAUAAAGAAGAUGGUCCAUGGAUAACUUCUAUUCAACAAAAUCAUUUUAAAUUAUUGACUGCAGAAGUUUCAAACUGGAAGGAUGGAAUAGUCAAAAUUUUAUAUUGGAGGUCACAAAACAGNAAAAAAAUAAGCUACAAAAAUACAAUUUGGAAAUCUCUGUUUUUGUUGGAGUGCCAUAUUCUGGCCAGGCUUUCGUGUUUUUAUCAGUGCCAGAAUUUAAAAGACCAGUGUGAUUUAUCAGGAGUUUUUAUUAUAAUGUCUCCCUUCUGUUCGCUGUCUCCCCAAAUUGUAAUGCUCUGCACAGCAGUUAUACUGUUGUAUAAUGGUAAUUGCUUAACCACCAUUGUAACACAGUGUAACACACAUGGAUAGGUUGAUGUGCUGAGUGUGGAAGUAUUUUAAAAUAAGAUCGGAGGGAUAAAGAGUUGGUGCUGACCAAGGCUUAGACAUCUUAAAAAUUUUAAUAUAUUUCUCACUGUGCUUUUAAGCCUUAUUCUGCCUCUUAGUACCUGUCUAUCCCAAUGUCUUUUCUGGGCUCUUCUGCUACAAGCAUUUUCUCAUUUAUCCCACACUAGAAGCUCCUACAAGUCCCAAAUAUGAAGUUAUCCCCACCCAUCUCAUGAUGCUGCAAUGUAUGCCAUACAAUCAACUCGUUCCUUUUUUUUUAACAUUUCAAUAUCAAAUGUCUUGCAUUGCACAAAGGCACGUUUGGGUCUGACUGGAGAAGCUAUAACUGAGCAUUGUAUAGUUGAUACAGCAGGAUGUGAGAAGCAGAAGUACAUUUUUGUGUGUCUGUAUAUAUGUGAGUAUUAAUAUAUACCAUAAUUUUAGUAUGUAUUCCUGUGAAAGGUAUUUCAGGACAAAUCAUUUUUGUACACUUAAUUUUGUUCAAAACUGUAAAAUUAAGUGUACCAUAUCUUUCAUUUCUUCAUCAAAUUCUUGGCAAAACAACUAGGAGAAAUGUUUCUCACACUUGAAUGGAAUGUAUCCUGUGCACGGUUUGUAUGUUCUCAGCAGAACUCAAAUCGCACUGAUGUUCAAAAUAAAUUUACUAUCAGUACAAUUA
Messenger RNA from Callorhinchus milii (elephant shark), 2777 nucleotides. RefSeq names its product ankyrin repeat and SOCS box containing 7 (gene asb7). Gene Ontology annotation, cellular component: cytoskeleton; plasma membrane; neuron projection. Gene Ontology annotation, molecular function: protein-macromolecule adaptor activity; cytoskeletal protein binding; transmembrane transporter binding. Bases 450 to 1457 code for a protein of 335 amino acids. Gene Ontology annotation, biological process: regulation of transcription by RNA polymerase II; intracellular signal transduction; protein localization to plasma membrane. The transcript has 6 exons. NCBI's taxonomy places the organism in Eukaryota, Metazoa, Chordata, Chondrichthyes, Chimaeriformes, Callorhinchidae. The record is from RefSeq and is a predicted model, not a curated record.